Caenorhabditis bovis is the source of this 1014-nucleotide messenger RNA. Lineage: Eukaryota; Metazoa; Nematoda; Chromadorea; Rhabditida; Rhabditidae. The record is from the annotation of a GenBank genome assembly.
AUGUCGGAUAAUAAUUUUUCGUUCGAUGAUGGUUCGGUUGUUGAUGAUUGCCUGUUUUUUGAUGGCAGCUUGUCGGCUGACGACUCUCUGUCGAUGACCUCGACCGUUCGGCGAUUCCACCGCGAAGAUCCUGCGACGCCAAACUAUCAAGCUAGGAUUGAAAUUUUUGAAGAAUUUGAAUUGAUUGGAGUAUGCAAGCUUUUUCGUAGCUUCAAAUGCACUCGGCACCAGGACCACUACGUGAAUCACGUUUUCAUCCUGCAGCAAAUUGCCAACGAGAAAAGAGUGUGCCGUUUUUUCUGCAAGGCCUGCUACGACACCCCGGCUCAAGAUUUCCGACGUUUCCCAGUGAAAAUGGCCCGUUUGAUGCACAAACUCUAUCCGUUCGAUACCCGUUACAAGUCAGACUUGUUCCAGGAAAUUUGGAAGGAUUGUACGAUGAACUCGCGAUUCAAGAUGCCGCUUUUUCGCUGGGAACAACACAAAUUUGAUGCUGAAGGUGCUUCUGAAGCUGAAGUAGCCCCAUUUCAUCGCAACAUUGCCGCCUACACACAGAUCGAAAAGAUUUAUAAAUUUAUCGAGUGUUAUUCAUUUGUCGCCGCUGUGCCAACACCAAACUCUGAUAUGAAAAUGAAAUGCGACUCUCAUUCUGAAGAAGUCGAGGCUGUUAUAGUGUUGAAGGAGAAUGUCGUGAACGGAAUUGGGGAAAGAGAUCGAAUGGUUGCCUAUCCAUUCUGUUUUCUUUGUUUGCACACUAAAGCCUAUUCCGUUGACUGGCCGGAUAGCUUCUGUGAAGUGAUCGCAAAACACUUUCCUUUCAAGAACGGCGUGCCGCAGGAGUUUUUCAAUUUGUUCGACUCGUAUACUGAUGAGCUCGAGAGAAAAGGGAUGGUAUAUCCUGAUUCUGACGAAACCAUCAACACCGGCGAAGAUAAUUUUGAUGUCGAUCCACCAGGUUUCGAUGAUCCCAACGCAUUUUGUGACUUGACCUUUUUGCGCAAAUUCAAGCCAUAA